UCAGAACCACAGUGGAGCUGACAGCGAUGGACCCUCCGUGUUACCCGACUGAGAGUGUUGCAUUGCAGGGGAGGAAUGAGGGGUACCCUGGACCGUCUGCAGGACUGAGGGCGGUUCAGUACACCUCAGUGAACAUGGCCCCGGAGGCCCCGGAGGCCCCCAAGGACCACGUCAUCUGGUCAAUCUUCAACUUGAUCUACUGCAAUCCCUUCUGCCUCGGACUAGCAGCUCUCAUCUUCUCUAUCAAGGCCAGAGACCGGAAGGUGGCUGGAGAUAUGAAUGGUGCCCGACACCACGGCUCCACCGCUCGCUGCCUCAACAUCUGGGGCACAGUGCUGGUAUCCAUCUCCCUGCUUAUUCUCAUCAUCAUAAGCAUCGUCAUUGCCUCAAAUGUGGGCAGAAUUAUCAGCCAGGGGACUACGGGAUACAAUUACAAUUACAGAGGUUAGAUGACGCUGUGGCUGAAGGAUGCUUUCGAUUUUGUUACUUGUGGCACACUUUGUAUUGUAACCCUUUCAAAGUUUUUUUUUUGUUGCUUGUAUGAGGUAAAACACAUUCUUUUCAUCCGUUUCUGUUACAAAAGUCUGAAAGUUUCCUUAAUAAAUAUCUGUAUUGUAAUACCAGAAUGUUUUUUGAUUUCGAUUUCUUGUCAGCAAGACAUUUGCCUUAGCAAUUGUUUCCAAAAGAAAAGAUAACUUCAAUAAAUAUGUGUAUAACUUUAAAAUGUGUAUGUGAGAUUUUUUCCGCUAACAAAAAGAUUUUAGUUGUCUUCAUAUGGCAAAGAUUUAGCAAUCUCCAUAGACUAAUGUGCCAAAUAACCACACCCUAUUUGUCUGCACUUAAGUUUGGAUGCCAGACCGUUGAGAUUUCUUUGUGAUAAGGUGUCGCAACUUCCCUUUGGUGUUACAAAAGUCUAAAACCAACUUAAGUUUCCUUAAUAACUAUCUGUAUUGUAAUGCCAGAACAUGUUUUUUUAUUUGGAUUUCCUGUUGGCAAGACAUUUGUUUUAGCAAAAUAAAAUAAAAAUGUCUGCUUUAUAACUUUAAAAUGUGUGUGUAAUAAAAACAUUUUGGCUGUCCUUUUUUCCAUAAUGUGUGUUUUUUAUUUUAUAUUUUCAAUGGUGCUGAUUUCAAGCAAAGUACCCAUACCC
Molecule: messenger RNA, 1150 nt
Organism: Pungitius pungitius (ninespine stickleback)
Lineage: Eukaryota; Metazoa; Chordata; Actinopteri; Perciformes; Gasterosteidae
Product: interferon-induced transmembrane protein 1-like
Exons: 2
Coding region: 27-449 (140 amino acids)
Cellular component (GO): plasma membrane
Source: RefSeq, a predicted model, not a curated record